AUGCCGUGGCCUUUCUCGGAAUCCAUCAAGAAGAGGGCCUGCAGGUACCUGCUGCAGAGGUACCUGGGCCAUUUCUUGCAGGAGAAGCUCAGCCUGGAGCAGCUCAGCCUGGAUCUCUACCAGGGCACCGGCUCCUUGACGCAGGUCCCUCUGGAUAAGUGGUGUCUUAAUGAGAUCCUUGAGUCUGCAGAUGCACCUCUGGAAGUCACAGAUGGAUUUAUCCAAUCAAUUUCUUUAUCUGUUCCAUGGGGGUCUUUGCUACAGGAUAACUGUGCAUUAGAAGUAAAAGGAUUAGAGAUGGUCUUUAGGCCAAGACCAAGGCUUGCAUCUGUGUCUGAGCCUAUGUAUUGGUCAAGUUUUAUGACUAGCAGUAUGCAGCUUGCAAAAGAGUGUCUUAGCCAAAAAUUGACAGAUGAACAAGGAGAAGGGUCACAGCCUUUUGAAGGACUUGAGAAAUUUGCAGAAACUAUUGAAACAGUUCUAAGAAGAGUGAAAGUUACCUUUUUAGAUACUGUUUUGCGAAUAGAACAUGUGCCAGAAAACUCUAAAAGUGGAUCUGCGCUUGAAAUCAGAAUUGAAAGAACUAUGUACUGUGAUGAAACUGCAGAUGAGUGCUCUGGAAUUAAUGUUCAUCAACCCACAGCUUUUGCUCACAAGUUACUGCAGCUCUCAGGUGUCUCUUUCUUCUGGGAUGAGUUUCCUGCAUCAACAAAGUCCUCCCCAGUGUGUUCAGCUACCCAGCUGGCAACUGAACCAAAGCUUUCACCUAGCUGGAAUCCAAAAAUCAUUUAUGAGCCACAUCCGCAACUAACAAGAAAUUUGCCAGAAAUUACUCCUUCUGACCCUGUGCAGAUCAGUAAGCUGAUUGGUAGAAUGGAGUUAAGCCUGACAUUAAAGCAAAAUGAAGUACUUCCUGGAGCUAAGUUGGAUGUAGAUGGACAAAUAGAUUCUAUACAUCUGUUUCUGUCACCGAGGCAAGUGCAUCUUCUCUUGGACAUGGUAGCAGCUAUUGCUGGACCAGAGAGCCUAAGCAGGAUAGAAUUGUCAAAUAAAGACAGGAAGAACCGGCCAAUGCAACAGGAAGAUGAGUAUCGGAUUCAGAUGGAGUUGAAACGGUAUUUAAGAAAAGAGUCUUUAUCUGCAGGAGCAUCCUCUGAACAAAGUUUCUAUGAGACAGAGAGUACCAGGACGCCUUCUAGUCGUGAAGAAGAAGUUUUCUUCUCAAUGGCUGAAAUGGACAUGUCACACAGCCUUUCCUCCCUCCCGCCGCUUGGAGACCCUCCAACCAUGGAUCUAGACUUAUCUUUAACCAGUACAUAUACAACUACACCAGCAGGAUCUCCACUGAGCACUACAGUGCUUCAACCAACUUGGGGUGAUUUUCUUGAUCGCAACAAACAAGAACUACAACCUCCAAGAGGUUCUUCACUUACAGCCAACAUCAUUCACCAAACUUCCUUAAAAAGGACAUCUAUUCCAUCCAGAUCUGUUUCUGUGGACGAAUCCAGACCUGAGCUUCUUUUUAGACUGGCAGUUGGAACUUUCUCAGUGUCUGUACUUCAUAUUGACCCCUUACCCCCACCUGAAAGUUCACUGAACCUUAACCCAUUGACACCAAUGGCUCGGGAUUUCUUUACCCGAAUAGAAAAGAUUGAUCCAGUUAAGUUUUCAACAGAAGAUUUUCUGUCCUUCCGAGAAGUAUUUGCAGAAGCUUGUUCCCAUGACCACCUUAGAUUUAUAGGUACUGGCAUCAAAGUGUCUUAUGAGCAAAGACAGCGCACUGCCUCUCGAAGUUUUAGUACUGAUUUAUCCAUUGGGGAUAUGGAGUUCCUGGAAUGCCUUUUUUCUACUGACUCUCACUCCAUUCAGCCUCACUAUACAGAGCUGCUGACAUUUCAUUCUGAAGAAGGAAAUGAUUCUCAUGCUAUGCCAUGCCUUCAGCUUCAUUAUAAGCAUUCUGAUAGCAGAGGACCUCAGGGUAGUCAAGGAAGACUCAGUUCUGUUCCACAGAAAGCAGAGUUACAAAUAAAGUUAAGUCCAGUGUUUUGUGAGCUGGAUAUCAGUAUUGUAGACAGAUUAAAUUCCUUACUUCAACCACAGAAACUAACUACAGUGGAGAUGAUGGCAUCUCACAUGUAUGCAUCUUACAACAAGCACAUAAGUCUGCAUAAAGCAUUUACUGAAGUUUUCCUGGAUGAUUCGCAUACUCCUGCCAACUGCAGAGUUUCAGUUCAGGUCACUGCCCCAGCACUGAACCUCUCUGUGCGCUUCCCAAUACCUGACCUGCGGUCAGAUCAGGAAAGGGGACCAUGGUUUAAGAAAUCACUUCAGAAGGAGAUUCUUCAUCUGGAAUUUACAGAUUUGGAAUUUAAAACUGAGUUUAUAGGCGGGUCAACUCCAGAACAAGUUAAAUUAGAACUUACCUUCAAAGAGCUAACUGGUUCAUUUGAAGAAGUUAAUUCAGAAGCACCAAUAAAAUUUUUUCAAGUGUCUGGUGGCAUAGAUGGAGAUAUAACAUCAUCAUCAGACAAUUUUGACUGGCCUCGGAUUGUAUUGAAAAUAAACCCUCUGGCUGCGCACUCUAUUCUGGAGAGGAUAGCAGCUGAGGAGGAAGAAGGUGAUAAUAAUUUCCAAGAAGAAGAAGAAGGAGGGUCUCAUUCUUUGAAGGAUGUCUGUGAUAUUAGAAGACCAGAGCCUUCUCCUUUUUCUUCUCGUAGGGUCAUGUUUGAAAAUGAAGAGAUGGUGAUGCCAGGAGACAUAAUUGAAAUGACCGAGUUUCAAGAUAAAACAAUUAGCAAUUCUCAUUAUGUACUGGAACUCAUGUUACCAAACAUACACUUAACAUUACCAAACAAAAGCUUUUAUGAAAAACUUUACAAUAGGAUCAGCAAUGAUUUGUUGUUGUGGGAACCCACAGCUCCAUCUCCUGUAGAAACAUUUGAAAACCUUUCUUAUGGUGUUGGACUAUCUGUGGCCAGCCAGCUCAUCAACACUUUCAGUAAAGACAGCUUCAGUCAAUUUAAAUCUGCAGUUCAUUAUGAUGACGAGAGCGGGUCUGAGGAGGAGGCGCUGCAGUACUACUCGGCUGUGGACCCCGGCUGCCGCUCCCGCCGCAGGAGGAAGCUGGACUCGCAGAACAAGAGCGCGCAGAGCUCGCUGUCCGUGCUGCUCAGCGUGGCGCACGGCUUGGUGUCAGUAUUCACAGACAUAAAGCAGGAUAAUGGCAAUACACUGGAAGGCAAACAUGGCGAAUUCUGGUUUGAGUUCAACAAUGGUUCACUUUUCAGCGUGACUAAAUAUGAAGGCUUUGAAGACAGACAUUAUGUUUGUCUCCAUUCUAGCAGCCUCAAUUUAUAUCAUCAAGGUAUGGUAGAUGGGGCUGUCCCCUCUUCUGAAGUACGACUGCCCAGCACAAUACGUCCCCAUUGGUUAGAACCUACUAUUUGUGUUUCUGAAGAAGAUAGUCUUAGUAGGACCACCUCAGAUGGUGAAGGAGUGGAUUGUCCAAGUAUGCUGACCGUUGCAGUCAAAAUCCAAUCAGAUAAAAUAGAGAGCAAUACAAAGGAAUUCCUAGUUGCUGUUGGACUGAAAGGAGCCACCCUUCAGCACAGAGUACUGCCUUCAGGUUUAAGCUGGCAUGAACAGAUUUUAUAUUUUUUGAAUAUUUCUGAUGAGCCUGUUCUGGGAUAUAAUCCUCCAGCUACAAUUACAACUUUUCAUGUACAUCUGUGGAGUUGUGCUCUUGAUUACAGGCCCUUGUUUUUGCCAGUCAGAUCUCUACUUACUGUUGAAACAUUCAGCAUUUCCAGCAGUGUUGCAGUAGAUAAAUCUUCUUCUACUCUCAGGAUAAUUUUAGAUGAAGCUGCUUUGCAUCUGUCUGACAAGUGCAACACUGUUGCGGUGAACCUCCAUAGAGAUUAUGUUCGUGUUAUGGAUAUGGGACUAUUGGAAUUAACCAUUACAGCAGUAAAAUCUGAUUCUGAUGGGGAAAAGACUAAACCACGUUUUGAGCUGCACUGUUCCAGUGAUGUAAUCCAUAUUCGUACCUGCUCUGACUCGUGUGCUGCACUAAUGAAUCUCAUUCAAUAUAUUGCAAGUUACGGUGACUUACAUCCACCU
Messenger RNA from Merops nubicus (carmine bee-eater), 4119 nucleotides. Its product is annotated as autophagy-related protein 2 homolog B-like. The record is from RefSeq and is a predicted model, not a curated record. The transcript has 28 exons. Gene Ontology annotation, molecular function: phosphatidylinositol-3-phosphate binding. Gene Ontology annotation, cellular component: phagophore assembly site; extrinsic component of membrane. Lineage: Eukaryota; Metazoa; Chordata; Aves; Coraciiformes; Meropidae. Gene Ontology annotation, biological process: autophagy of mitochondrion; piecemeal microautophagy of the nucleus; autophagosome assembly. The annotation marks the transcript as partial.